Pestalotiopsis fici W106-1 is the source of this 471-nucleotide messenger RNA. RefSeq lists its product as uncharacterized. The coding region runs from base 1 to 471 and encodes 156 amino acids. NCBI's taxonomy places the organism in Eukaryota, Fungi, Ascomycota, Sordariomycetes, Amphisphaeriales, Sporocadaceae. Gene Ontology annotation, molecular function: transmembrane transporter activity. The record is from RefSeq and is a predicted model, not a curated record. Gene Ontology annotation, cellular component: membrane. The transcript is spliced from 2 exons.
AUGGCAUCGACCAAGCCCAUUUCUCCGAGCGACCAAGUGGAAUCAUGCAAAGAGCCAACGGAUUCAGGUCCAGAGAUCUCCAAGAUCGCCAGCAUGGGCGUGGCCUCUGUUGAUGAUGUAAAGACCUCACCCAAAGAUGUCGACCCUGCCAUGGCUGUGGCUGGCGAUGAGGUGCUUCACUUUACCCCCGAGGAGGAGGCGUCAGUCUUGCGAAAGAUUGACAUGUAUAUUUUGCCCUUGAUGUGCUGGAUCUACGCCAUUCAGUUUGCCGACAAGAUUAGUCUCAACUAUGCGUCCUUGAUGGGUAUCCGUGAGGACACGCAUCUCGAUCCGAAUUCGCAGCAGUACAGUUGGGCCUCUAGCAUCUUCUAUGCUGGUUAUAUCCUAUACGAAUUUCCUACCACAUACUUGCUCCGUCGCUUGCCCAUUGCCAAGUACAGAGAUCGGAACUUUAUAUCCGUGCCACGCUAA